Messenger RNA from Leptomonas pyrrhocoris, 2549 nucleotides. RefSeq lists its product as hypothetical. The record is from RefSeq and is a predicted model, not a curated record. NCBI's taxonomy places the organism in Eukaryota, Euglenozoa, Kinetoplastea, Trypanosomatida, Trypanosomatidae. The coding region runs from base 51 to 2549 and encodes 832 amino acids. The transcript has a single exon.
AGGGCGUAGGUUUUCUUUCCUCUUUGAUUUUUCUCCUCUCUCCCCACGUCAUGGCGCAGCAGUGGCCUCAGUUAGGCUCCGUAUACCGGCUCCCAAGCGAUGGAAAACCCGUGGUAGUGGCGCAGCUCAGCAACGAGCCCUCCCUCACCUACGUACUCUGCCGCUACCACGACCGCGGCUACCGACACUACUUUACGCAGACCGUGAAGGAGGCGCAGGCCAAACUGGUUGCCGGCCUCCGCGAGGGCGGGGUCGAGGUGGCACACGGCGACGAGGCCCAUCUUCUGGGGGUGUGCGGCGCGCACUGCCGCGACAGGGACAGCUGCAUACACACCCUCUCCGACGACGACUUACUUCCCGGAGAAUUUACCCACAACUUCAAAAUAUGGUCCGCGCUGGGAGAGGAACAGCAGCGCCGCAUGAUUGUGGCGUGUGACCCUAUCCAGACGAAGCUGCGCGACGACGCCAUGGAAUGCUUUCCACGAGGUCACACGGAGCUGGUCGUGCGGGUGCACCUCUACUACCCAAACAACGUGCCCUGCGGCAGCGUACACGAUCGACGCGCUCGCCUGGUCACGAAGAAGCAGUUCGUGCCGAAGGACGCACGCAGCUCUCAAGGGCACCAUUUGUUUUUUGAUACGCAGCCAAGAAACGCGUCGCUGCCGGUCUCGUACUAUGAGUCGAUGUUUCCUUCUUCCACCAAAGGAGCCCCGGACCAGGGCUUCACCACGGAGAGCAACUGCACCGCCAUCACCGUGGAGACCGUCUUUGUGCGUGACGCGUCGCGGCGGCAGCAGCCCUUCUACGCCGAGGACACGGAGCAGGCGCGUGUCUACUUCUCCUACCUGCACGCAAGCGAGCUCGUCACGGACGAGCAGCUGUCGGACAACUUCCCUAGCGGACCACUGGACGCGAUUACGAUGCCGGCCUUCACGGAGGACCGCGACAAGGAGAAGUUCAACGUGCUCGUGCGCCUGUACCUGCUCGCGCACGACCAGGGGUGGACCUCCACGCUCACGGACCGCAGUCCCCACCCCCUCAACGACUCGCGGCUGCCGGUGCUCUUCCGCUACGUCACCACCCAGCUGGACGUGGCAGACCGCCGCAACCCGCAGUCGCUGGUGCUGGUGAAGCAGGAGCUGCUGCCGGACGUGGAGUCGCAGGUGGUACGCUUCUGCUUCGGUCGUGUCGUGAGCGACGCCCUGCGCCGACGCAUCAUCGCACGCAGCACACGCGACCCGUCGCACCACGCCCGCGUCGUGUGCUACCUGCCCUACGGCACCAACGUGCCCGCCUUCACGGACGCGCAGAUCGCCGUGCUGGCCGCGCUGUACCCGGCGCUGGGCAUCCGCAAGCCCACCUGCGCCGCGGACUGGUGCGAGCUGAGCCGGUCGCUGCACCAGCACGGCGUACCGCUCCUCGACAUUCUGCAGUCGGUGGGCACGCCGCUGACGGACCGGCACGGCGCCGACAUCGUCACGGACGUCUACGUGCCCUACACGCCGGACAUGGCCGGCACUUACUUCGUGGUCAUCGCCAACCGGCCGCUGCGCGACUACAUCUCCCUGGUCAACCAGCGCUGGCUGCUGGAGGACCUGCUGGGCCGCACCUGCGACUCCGCCACCACGCACACCGCCUUCAGCGCCUGGGUGCGCUACUGGGGCGCGAUAGCGCGGCUGAAGCACGAGCUGGAGGAGCAGAUGAACACUGACACCGUCUCUGCGCACCUGGGCCUGCGGCUGCCGGCUGGUGCGCGAGGGCAGCCGGCGUCGUGUCUCGUGAACGGUCGGGUGACGGACGGCAGCGGCGGACUGGUCUUCGCGGAGCUGUGUGGGCGGCGCUUUGCGGAUGCGAAGCACGUCGGUCACCUGCCCCCCGGGACGGCCGUAGUGUAUCGCUUCCGCUGGGACGGCAACACCCUGCGGUUUGUCUACGUCCCUCGACCGUACGGGUUUGUGAGGGCGUUGGAUGCGUGCAAGCUGGAUAGCAGCGCGCCACAGGGCGUACGUGGCGCCACUUGGAUGGCACCUGCUGGACGCGCGACAGCGCCCGUGCAGAACCACGACGGUGGACAGGGACACGGCGGCGCAGUGGCGGCCUCCGCACUGUGCACUCCAGCAGCAGCAAACCCGGAAAAGGCUCGUGUUGUCACCUCUCGAAGAGCACUUGUCUCUCCACCUCGACGACAGCAGCCGCAACAACAUCAGGUGGUGAGCUACGCCGGUGCCGUUGCAGGCGAAACCUCUCACCCCGCGGCCACUGCGCAGAGGGUGACGCAGGCGGCUGUCGAGCGCCACCGCGAAAGUGAUCAGCCUUCCUACCAUGCACGGCCGCAACCGACACCGUGGACGCACCAGCCGCCGUGGUACCACGAUCCUGUUGUUGUCUACAUGACCGCCCCCCGCACAGCACCACCGUUGCCAACGGAACAAAGCUCCUCACAAGGGCCACAAAGGUACGGAAGGAGAGGGCGAGGCGCAGGCAGUCUGCAACCGUCGUAUUGCGAUGCAGGUGGCCGUGGGGGUCACGAAAACACUCGUGGUAGGUAG